AAUUUAUUUCAUUCAAAUUAUUCAAAUUACCAUGGCAGCAGUCAAGCGAUUCUUCUCUUCCCCCGCUUUGCAGUGGCGGGGGCCAGCAAUGACACUCAUAAGUUCGGAUACAAGAUCCUCGCCUGGUAUCAUCAACACUCCCUACCGGUGACACCACUCAAUCCCCGAGCAGCGCAGAUCACUCUCCCCUCGCGUGCUUAUGAUACAGUCCCCUCACCGGCCAGUUUGCCAUCGCCGGCACAGACUUCCCUCUCAGUCGUGACCCCUCCAGCUGUGACCCUCCAAGUGCUGGAGGAAGCGCACUCGGUGGGGAUCCCUGCAGUUUGGUUACAACCUGGUACCUUUAACGAUCAAGUGUUGGAAUACGCUCACAGCCACUUUGAGGCAGUGAUUGCGGGAGAUGGGGGACAGGGCGGCGAGGGAUGGUGUGUGUUAGUUGAUGGUGAUGAGGGAUUAGAGGCAGCCGGAGUCCAAUGGACCAGCCAGCGAUUGUAA
This is a messenger RNA of Penicillium crustosum, 495 nucleotides long. Its product is annotated as CoA-binding protein. The annotation marks the transcript as partial. Lineage: Eukaryota; Fungi; Ascomycota; Eurotiomycetes; Eurotiales; Aspergillaceae. The transcript is spliced from 2 exons. The record is from RefSeq and is a predicted model, not a curated record.